UAAAAUUGGACAGGUGUUGCAACUGUUAUUUCGGAAUAUAUAUGUGUGAAUGUGAUAUUAAACUCACGUUUAAUUUCCGUUUCAUGUAGUGCAUCGUUUUCCAAAAUGGAUACAUAAUUGGAAUAUACUUCUAAGUUACAUUUGAUUACACAGAUGUUCAAAUAAUGUUUGAUACUACGUUCUUUCAAUCUCUAAUUUAUUUACACGGAAACGUAAAGCAUUCGUUUCAACGACUUGUUUUGUGUCUUUGUUAUAAACUAGGUCAAAGCAAUUUAUUGUGUAGACAUAUUAGUUGUGUUGUUCAUCUUUAUGAACAAGGAAAGUGAUUUUAUGCAGAACGCGAUUACAUCCAAGGUAUGUCUGAUAACAGUUUAAGGUCGUCAAUAUUUAUUUAUAAAUAAGUAGAGAUGUCUACAAACACUAAGGCCACGGAAUUUUUUAGGCGCGGCAUAAACAAAAACAUACAACCUGGGAAAAGGAGCAUCACAGAGAAGUUAAUGAAGACAAACCAUUUAAGGAACCAGCGGAAACAUUCACUGGGCAAUGUUAUGAAAGAUUGCGAUUCUAUUGUUAUCCGUGUACAAUUGUCGGUAAAACCGCACGAUGCUAUGUACAUUACAGGUGUUAUAAAGACUCUCUGUGCAUUGUUCCCAGAGUGUCCAAUGUUCUUUCAAAACAAUCAAACAAUGGUAGUGUUUGUGUUACCAGAAGUUCCUACAGUAUUUAAAACAAUGAAAUAUCGAGGAAGCUUCAAAGAGCAAUUGCAUUAUGAUGACAUACCAAAAUCAGAGUUUAUUGUAUGGGGAUGUAAGAAAGACACCUUUUUGAUAACUAUAAAAUCAAGUACUAACGAAUUCUUUUUCACCAAUCUGUUACAACACAGUUUGCUUUACAGCAACAGAAAUGUGCCGUACGAGGAACUUAUCAAACUGUUUGUUAGGAGAACACUGAAUGCUCCAGUCAUAUCUUUGCAAACAUACACCGUUUAUCCACUUGAUAAAUAUCAAUACGCAUUAUCAAGUUCCCUCAAUUUAAACUAUGGAUUAUUAUCUACACAAAACGCGGAACUGGCUCCAUCUGGCGCAAAGUUUACUAAUAAAAAAUAUUCGACUAUCAGUGCCCAUGCACAAUCUGUUGACAAUGUUCAUGCCUCAGCAAAUGCAUUUUCAUCUUUUCAAAAUGCAACAAAGCUUACACAUUCACAUCCAGUGACAACAAAUGUAGAGGAAACCGCGCAAAGCCGCCGUAGUGCUAAAGAUUUUAUGAUACACGGAGUAAUUUUAUCUCAAAACUCCGUAACGAAUAACAUUUAUAGGUUGGCUUCAGCUGUUCCUGUUAAUGAGGCAUCUGAUUCAUUGACGUCUAUAUCAGCAGAACAGACACCAUUUAAACGGCGCAAAACUUUACCGCGAUAUCCUCGCUAUGUUACAGAAUCAUCCAGACAUCAGUCAUAUUUCAACUGGCCUCAUGCAUUCCCAACUGAAAAAGAGUGUGAUAUCGCUGGAUUCUUUUAUACAGGUGAAUUCGAUCUUAUACGAUUUUUCCAAUGCGGCAUUGGGCUGAAGGAUUUCAGUCCUGAAGACGAUCCAAUGGCAGAGCACAUACGAAAUGCUGAAUCAUGUCUGUACUUAGAUGCUAUGUUUGGUCCCGAUGGAUUGAUCAAAAAGAGAAAAGAGCUAGAUCGAUCCAACCCAGAGAACAAUCGUCAAAGACAAUAUGCAGAAUUCCAAAGGAACAUUGGAGCAACAUCAAGCAGUCAUACUUCAAGUCCCCAAUAUUCAACAUUCGAGUCUCGCCUAUUAAGUUACGAAAGUAAUAACUUUCGAAGCAUAACAUGUCCAGAGGAGUUAGCUACAGCAGGAUUGUUCUACACAGGUGUGGGAGACGAAGUUCGAUGUUUUUCGUGUAACGGAGGUUUAAGGAACUGGGAAGAACAUGAUGACCCGUGGAUAGAGCAUUGCAAGUGGUUUCCCGCAUGUACAUUUGCAAGGGAAACAAAAGGGGAUGCAUUCAUUGAACAAAUACAACACAGUGCAAACGCGCCGACAACUAUGUUGAAUGACUCAACAAACCCUUAGGCAGAUGUUCAUCACCAUAAUGACCUUGACCUUGAUAUGGAUCUUUGGACAAUGAAGGCCGUAUGCAUGAAUGAAAUGGGGUUCACUGCGGAGAUCUUUGAUGAAGCAUUUUAUCACUUAAAUUUUGAUGGUUACCACCAUCCAAAUAUUGAAGACAUCAUAAAUCGUAUUGACCAGAUACAAAAGGAAACACCCGUUCAAUAUUCAUCAGCUAAGAUAUCAGAAACGUUUUACGAAGAAAACCAACGUUUGAAGAGAAUUGUAAAAUGCUCAAAAUGCAAAAUCAACGAUUCGAACGCGCUGUUCCUGCCCUGCGCCAAUCACUCAUGUGUGUCGCCUCUGCACAUGACACGAAGAGGU
Dreissena polymorpha is the source of this 2438-nucleotide messenger RNA. RefSeq lists its product as uncharacterized. Gene Ontology annotation, cellular component: spindle microtubule; cytoplasm; nucleus. Lineage: Eukaryota; Metazoa; Mollusca; Bivalvia; Myida; Dreissenidae. Gene Ontology annotation, biological process: negative regulation of apoptotic process; regulation of cell cycle. The transcript has 8 exons. Gene Ontology annotation, molecular function: cysteine-type endopeptidase inhibitor activity involved in apoptotic process. The coding region runs from base 408 to 2078 and encodes 556 amino acids. The record is from RefSeq and is a predicted model, not a curated record.